GGCUCCGAGUCGUGAGCUGCGGCUUCUCCGCCGCGGGGAACGCGGCGUGCGCCGGGCCGUGCUGGCGGCAGCGCAGCGUUCUUACAAUGGCUGAGGAUUUGAUAGCAGCGGUUGCCAGCCAGACAAAGAGACUCAACAGCAGCAGCGAGGUGGUUCAAAGGCUAGAGGAAAACGGGCAUCAGAACAAAAGGUUGAAGAGCGAUGCGGAUGAGGAAGAUGCAGAGGAUCAGAAUAAGAAGUCACCCAAGAGGAAGGUUGUGCUGUUGAUGGCAUAUUCAGGGAAAGGCUACCAUGGCAUGCAGAGAAACGUGGGAUCUUCACAGUUCAAGACAAUUGAAGAUGACCUAGUCUCUGCCCUUGUUCAGUCAGGAUGCAUCCCAGAAAACCACGGGGAGGAUAUGAAGAAGAUGUCUUUCCAGCGGUGUGCUCGAACUGAUAAGGGUGUGUCUGCAGCUGGACAGAUUGUAUCACUGAAGGUCAGGCUAAUAGAUGACAUAUUAGAAAAGAUCAAUAAUCAUCUUCCUUCUCACAUCAGAAUUCUGGGCCUGAAGAGAGUCACCGGGGGAUUCAACUCCAAGAACAAAUGUGAUGCCAGAACCUACUCCUACAUGCUGCCAACGUUUGCCUUUGCCCAUAAGGACCAUGAGGUGCAGGAAGAGCUUUAUAGGCUGGACAGAGAGACCCUUGAAAGGGUCAAUAAACUGCUGGCCUGCUACAAAGGGACACACAACUUCCACAACUUCACAUCCCAGAAGGGCCCCAGGGACCCCAGUGCCAAGCGGUACAUCAUGGAGAUGUACUGUGGAGAGCCCUUUGUCAGGGAAAACAUGGAAUUUGCGGUGAUCAAAGUGAAAGGUCAGAGUUUCAUGAUGCACCAGAUCAGGAAGAUGAUUGGGCUGGUGAUAGCAAUUGUGAAAGGUUAUGCUGCUGAGUCCAUCAUGGAGCGCAGCUGGGGAGAGGAGAAGGUUGAUGUCCCCAAAGCCCCAGGACUUGGGCUGGUUUUGGAGAAAGUACACUUUGAAAAAUACAACAGGCGUUUUGGGAAUGAUGGGCUGCAUGAGCCACUGGAGUGGACAGAGGAGGAGGAGAAGAUUGCUGUUUUCAAAGAGCAGUACAUCUAUCCCACCAUUAUCAACACAGAAAGGGAGGAGAAAUCCAUGGCAAACUGGCUCAACACCCUCCCCAUUCAUGACUUCAACUCAUCUGCUGUUGAGAUGCAAACUAGCAACAAAAAUUCAAAGAAGAGCAGCGAUCUCGAAGCCAGCGAUGGUUGUGGUGAUGAUUCUGACUGAGCCAGCGAGUGGCUGGACAUAGGACCCUUGCUGCUUGCACUUCCCUUUGCCUACAAAAAAGUGGCCUUUCUAAAUUCAAGAGUCCAGUGAAACAGGAGUUUGCAGAAUGAGAGCUGGAUGCCCAGGAGAAACUGUGUGGGGAAGACAGUGCAACAGAAAAACCAGAAGCUUUUUAUACCACUGACCGAUUCACCUGACUGAUAUACUUGAAAACAGUGUAGUGGGAAAGCAGCUUCCUAAAAAAAAUCUUGAAAUGCAGGAUAUCUUAAUUGCUAUUUGAAUAAUGUUUUUGUUAUGUUUACUUGGAAAAUAGUAUUUUAAAUAUGUAUAGUCUCUACAUAAAAAUGGGGAAAAUAAUUUUAAUAUACUCCUUUUUAUUAAGAAGUUAUGACUUCAUGAGCUUUUGAUUUUUUAAAAUUAUUUACCUUUACUUAAACUGAAUCUCUAAGCUUUUAUUUUUCA
Messenger RNA from Catharus ustulatus (Swainson's thrush), 1754 nucleotides. It is a transcript of the gene PUS1, whose product is annotated as pseudouridine synthase 1. The transcript is spliced from 6 exons. The coding region runs from base 87 to 1292 and encodes 401 amino acids. NCBI's taxonomy places the organism in Eukaryota, Metazoa, Chordata, Aves, Passeriformes, Turdidae. Gene Ontology annotation, molecular function: pseudouridine synthase activity; RNA binding. Gene Ontology annotation, biological process: tRNA pseudouridine synthesis; mRNA pseudouridine synthesis. Gene Ontology annotation, cellular component: nucleus. The record is from RefSeq and is a predicted model, not a curated record.